This is a messenger RNA of Staurois parvus, 486 nucleotides long. Lineage: Eukaryota; Metazoa; Chordata; Amphibia; Anura; Ranidae. The record is from the annotation of a GenBank genome assembly.
CUAUCACAAACACAUGUCAAACAUCUGCAGUCCAUGCUGGAGCAGGAAAAGGUAAAAGUCUUGGCACAACACGAAGAGCUGGAAAGCAAGCUCCUUUCCCUUCUUCAGUGGGUGAAGGAAACUUCUGAAUCACUGGAUUGUGAAGAGGCAAAUGAUUUGGGACUAGAGUCUACAUUGCACAGUCAGAUAGAUCACAUAGAGAGCUUGAGGCAGCCUGUGGCAGACACCAGGCUAGAACUGGAGAACAUAGCUUUUAAAAUUCAGUUAUUUAUCUCUGAGCAAGCCCAAGAUUUGACACCUCAACAAAGUCGUGUACUUCUUCGUCAUCUUAAUGAUCUACAAAGGUCUUUUCGAGAGCUCUCUGAGUCAUUGGUGUCAAGAAAUGAGAUUCUGCAGUCCCGUGAGCGGUUGGUGAAGCACAGCAUGGAAGUCAAGACACUAAAGGAGCAGCAGUUGACUUGUUCUCAGGGACUAGACGAACUGAGC